Messenger RNA from Prosopis cineraria, 2526 nucleotides. Its product is annotated as phosphatidylinositol/phosphatidylcholine transfer protein SFH8-like. The record is from RefSeq and is a predicted model, not a curated record. The transcript has 14 exons. Bases 317 to 2188 code for a protein of 623 amino acids. NCBI's taxonomy places the organism in Eukaryota, Viridiplantae, Streptophyta, Magnoliopsida, Fabales, Fabaceae.
UUUUUGUUCCUUCUUUCACUUGUCGUCUUGUCUUUCAGUUUUCUUCUGCCGACAUCCCCUCAUUUCUCCCUUUACUGUCUCCGUCGCAGUUUGAUUAUACCUUCAAAGCAUGUACGCAUGGGCAAUACAUCGAGGCGAUUAUCACUGUUAUUAAAAAAAAUAAAAAAAAGGAAGCAAACGUCAUGAUUGUAAGUUUCAUUUUUUUUUUUUUUGAGCUGUGGCUUAGGUACCUCCCUUUUGACAAAUCAACGUGAAUUGAGAGGGUUUUGAUGCUUCAUAUAUUCUUCGGCUUCGAUCUGCACCUGACAAUCUCGAAAUGUCCGGGCCGCUUGAUCGGUUCGCUCGGCCUUGCUUUGAAGGGUUCUCAGGUCAAGAUGAACGUAGAGAGCGAAAAUCAGAUUUUGAGAACUCUGAGGAUGAUAGGCGAACAAGAAUUGGUAGUCUGAAAAAGAAGGCAAUAAAUGCUUCAAGCAGAUUCAGACAUUCUCUCAAGAAGAAAGGCAGGAAAAAAGGUCCCAGUCGGAGCAAUUCUGUUUCUAUUGAGGAUGUUCGAGAUGUUAGGGAGCUCAAGGCAGUGGAUGCAUUCCGACAAGCACUUUUGUCUGAUUCCUUGUUGCCUCCGAAACAUGAUGACUAUCAUAUGUUGUUGAGAUUCCUUAAAGCAAGGAAGUUUGAUAUAGAAAAAGCAAAGCAAAUGUGGGCCAAUAUGAUUCAAUGGAGGAAAGAAUUUGGUACAGAUACAAUUAUGGAGGAUUUUGAGUUCAGUGAGUUGAAUAAGGUUCUGCUGUCCUAUCCACACGGUUACCAUGGUGUGGAUAAAGAAGGAAAACCUGUUUAUAUUGAGAGACUAGGCAAAGUUGAUCCCAGCAAGCUGAUGCAAGAAACUACCUUGGAAAGAUAUCUAAGAUACCAUGUUCAAGCCUUUGAGAAAACAUUUGCUGUUAAGUUUCCGGCUUGCUCUAUCGCUGCAAAGAGACACAUAGAUUCAAGUACGACAAUUUUGGAUGUCCAAGGCGUGGGUUUCAAGAACCUAACUAGGUCUGCACGAGAACUCAUCAUGCAACUGCAGAAGAUUGAUGGUGACUACUAUCCAGAAACGUUAAGUCGGAUGUUUAUAAUCAAUGCUGGUCCUGGUUUUAAGCUGCUCUGGAAUACAGUGAAAACAUUUCUUGAUCCCAAAACUACUUCAAAGAUUCAUGUUCUUGGCAACAGAUUCCAAAGUAAAUUACUUGAAAUUAUUGAUGCAAGUGAGCUGCCAGAAUUUCUAGGCGGUAGCUGUAUUUGUAUAGAUCAGGGUGGUUGCAUGAAGUCCGAUAAAGGUCCAUGGCAAGAUCCAGAAAUUUUAAAGAUGAUUCUUAACGGUGAAGUGCAAAAUUCUAGACAAAUAGUAACUGUUUCCAAUGACGAGGGCAGGGUGAUUGAAUGUGAUAAGACCUGUUAUCCAAUGAUAAGAAGUAGUGAUACAUCUACAGCAGAAUCAGGAUCUGAAGUUGAAGAUAUCACUUCCCCCAAAGCAAGUGGGAAUUACAUAAACCCUAGGCUGACACCUGUCCGGGAAGAAGCUAGAUUGAUCAGUAAAGCUAGUCUUGUUGGAGGCUUCUCUGAGUACGACGAGCAUGUCCCCAUCGUUGACAAAGCUGUUGAUGUUGGGUGGAAGGAGAAGCAAACUACAUCUCAAAAUUCUUUCAAUUCUGUUGAGACAUCUCUAUCAAGUAUUGAAAAGUCUCCCGAGGGAAUUUGCGCUUAUAUCUGGACUGUUAUUAAAGGCUUCUUCGUUGCCCUCUUUACUCUUGCGAUUUCAUUAGCGUUUCAUAUCACCAAGAGAAGCCAGGACUCGGAAUCUGAGUCUGCUCAGACUAUGCGUAAUGUGACUACUGAGCCAAUAUUCAAGGAGGAAUCCCGUCCUCCUUCCCCUGUUCCUGGAUUCUCGGAGGCUGAGGUCCUCUCGUCUGCCUUAAAACGGCUUCGUGAACUUGAAGAGAAAGUUGACAUGCUACAAUCAAAACCUAAUGCAAUGCCAUAUGAGAAAGAGGAACUGCUGAAUGCUGCAGUUUAUCGUGUGGAUGCAUUGGAAGCAGAGUUGAUUGCUACAAAGAAGGCUUUAUACGAAGCUUUGAUAAAACAAGAGGAACUUCUGGCAUACAUGGACAGUCAAGAAAGCAAAUCCAAAAGCAAGGUUUGCUGGUGAGAAGAAUACUGUACAGGACGGUACAAAUUAAUGGACAUUUUGUGUCUAUACUUCUAUGCUGGAGCUGCUCAAGAAUGUGUCUUGAUUUUCGUCGACUGGUAGCUCAUGACUCUUCAAAGUUCAGACAUUGUAUUUUUUGGUGACAACUCGACAGUCAUUGGAUAUAAUCUGUAUGAUUAAUCUGGUUGUCUUUUUGUUCGUUUGUUUUCAUUAUAUAUGUGAUGAAAGUGAUAUAUGAGGCCUUGAGAUGUGAACCAACGGGUGACACAUUGUAUGACGAUCCACUUGCACCUGUGCUCUCACAGAUCUGUUAUGAAAAUCAGUUAAACUGUUCAGAA